Messenger RNA from Coprinopsis cinerea okayama7#130, 477 nucleotides. RefSeq lists its product as hypothetical. Lineage: Eukaryota; Fungi; Basidiomycota; Agaricomycetes; Agaricales; Psathyrellaceae. The transcript has 5 exons. The record is from RefSeq and is a predicted model, not a curated record. Bases 1 to 477 code for a protein of 158 amino acids.
AUGCCAGCUAGCGCCGUCAAGAAUACGCUUUUUGCAUGGGUUCCAUCGAUCGCUAUUGCACUGCUGUUUUUCGUGCUCACAUUGGCAAGAUUCCGCCAGGCCUUGCGUGAUCAUUAUGGGAAGGCAGGGCGCGACCAUGCAAUAACUGAGAAGGUCUCGAGUCUUUCGCCACUUUUCCUGAUUAUAGUCCGCGAUGGAGCGCUGUUUUUCUUUCUCUGGCUUCACGUUAGCUUUUCUUGCGUCGCAGCCAGACUGGUCAUCAAUCUGCACAGUACCGCUCGUAGGAAAAUGCAGAGGCCGAUGAUCGACUCAAAUGACCCUGCGGUUGAACACUCGCCAGGCCGGCCUAUUCCACUUCGACCCAUUAUCUUCAAUAGAAGAGCGGAACUGGAGACAGGGAUAUCUGUGAACGUGGAGGUGGAAGAGAGGGCUGAUUACGGGGGACUUGGAGAUUCGAAGAGCUAUUGGAAGGCAUAG